Molecule: messenger RNA, 9685 nt
Organism: Phalacrocorax carbo (great cormorant)
Lineage: Eukaryota; Metazoa; Chordata; Aves; Suliformes; Phalacrocoracidae
Source: RefSeq, a predicted model, not a curated record
UUGAGAGGAACAGGAAGUAGGGAGGGGGCAAGCGGAGGAGAAUAGUCUGAUCCCUGUUGUAUGGUCUUUACAUAGUGCUCUUCCCUCUCUUCUGCUGUGGGUAUAGUGAUCCUGCUUUUUUCUCUUUCACACACGGAUUUCUCGUAGGGGAGGUGCUAGUAUGUCGCGGCGGCGGCGGCGGCACAGCGACGAGAGCGAUGGGCAACCUCACAAAAGGAGGAGAACGUCUGAGCCAUCUGAAAUUGAGGAGAGACUUGAAUCUUUAAUAUGCAGAGUGGGAGAAAAGAGUACUUCCUCUCUGGAGAGCAACUUGGAGGGUCUAGCUGGUGUCUUGGAAGCUGAUCUACCAAACUAUAAAAGCAAGAUAUUAAGAAUUCUUUGUACUGUUGCACGUCUAUUACCAGAAAAGCUUACCAUUUACACAACAUUAGUUGGGCUGCUGAAUGCCAGGAACUACAACUUUGGUGGGGAAUUUGUAGAAGCCAUGAUUCGUCAGCUCAAAGAAUGUUUGAAAGUCAACAUGUAUAAUGAAGCUGAGUACUUAGUUCGUUUUCUAUCUGAUCUUGUGAAUUGUCACGUAAUAGCUGCACCUUCAAUGGUGGCCAUGUUUGAGAACUUUGUGAGUGUGACACAGGAGGAAGAUAUACCGCAAGUACGAUGCGAUUGGUAUGUGUUUGCAUUUCUGUCAUCUUUGCCUUGGGUUGGAAGAGAGUUGUAUGAGAAGAAAGAUGCUGAAAUAGAUCGCCUCUUGUCCCACACAGAAAGCUAUCUGAAGCGUCGCCAGAAGAUUCACGUACCCAUGUUACAAGUUUGGACUGCUGAUAAACCACAUCCACAAGAGGAGUACUUGGACUGCCUUUGGGCUCAGAUUCAGAAGUUGAAAAAAGACCGUUGGCAAGAAAGACACAUUCUGAGGCCUUACCUUGCCUUUGACAGUAUUCUUUGUGAAGCAUUGCAGCAUAACCUGCCUCCAUUUACUCCUCCACCUCACACGGAAGAUUCAGUGUACCCAAUGCCAAGAGUUAUUUUUCGGAUGUUUGACUACACAGAUGACCCAGAGGGCCCUGUCAUGCCUGGCAGUCAUUCUGUUGAAAGAUUUGUAAUAGAAGAAAACCUCCACUGCAUCAUCAAAUCCCACUGGAAAGAGAGAAAGACUUGUGCUGCACAGUUGUUGAGCUAUCCAGGAAAUAAUAAGAUCCCCUUGAACUACCACAUAGUAGAGGUAAUAUUUGCAGAAUUGUUUCAGCUUCCAUCUCCACCACACAUUGAGGUUAUGUACACAGCACUCCUCAUUGAACUGUGUAAACUCCAGCCUGGCUCUUUACCACAAGUUCUUGCACAAGCCACAGAAAUGCUUUACAUGCGCUUGGAUACAAUGAAUACUACAUGUAUGGACAGGUUUAUUAACUGGUUUUCCCACCAUCUGAGUAACUUUCAGUUCCGUUGGAGCUGGGAAGAUUGGUCAGACUGUCUUACUCAGGACCUUGAGAAGCCCAAAUCCAAAUUUGUGAGAGAGGUUUUGGAAAAAUGCAUGAGGCUUUCCUACCAUCAGCGAAUAAUAGACAUUGUUCCUCCAAGCUUUUCUGUCCUCAGUCCUGCAAACCCAGUGUGUAUUUACAAAUAUGGAGAUGAAAGCAAUAGGUCUCUUCCUGGGUAUACUGUAGCACUCUGUUUAACGAUUGCAAUUAAAAAUAAGGCCAGUAAUGAUGAAAUCUUCAACAUUUUAAGAGAUGUGCCUAAUCCAAAUAAGGAUGAUGAUGAUGUUGCAGAUGAAGGAUUCACCUUCAGUCCUUUGAAAAUAGAAGUUUUUGUACAGACUCUGCUCCACCUAGCUGCGAAGUCUUUCAGCCACUCCUUCAGUGCUCUGGCUAAGUUUCAUGAAGUCUUCAAAGUACUUGCUGAAAGUGAUGAGGGGAAACUCCAUGUCCUGAGAGUUGUAUAUGAGGUUUGGAAGAAUCAUCCGCAGAUGAUUGCUGUUCUUGUGGAUAAGAUGAUUCGAACACAGAUUGUUGAUUGUGCUGCAGUAGCAAACUGGAUCUUCUCUUCAGAACUUGCACGUGAUUUUACUAGGUUGUAUGUCUGGGAAAUCUUACAUUCCACAAUUCGUAAAAUGAACAAGCAUGUACUGAAGAUUCACAAAGAACUGGAGGAGACCAAGGCAAGAUUAGCAAGACAGCACAAAAGACGAGAAAGCGAUGAAGAUGAUGACGAUGAUGACCAAAGUAGUGAUAGGGAAGAUGGACCUCUAGAAGAGCAAAUAGAACGCUUGCAGGAGAGAGUAGAAUCAGCCCAGAGUGAACAGAAGAAUCUCUUCCUUGUUAUAUUCCAGCGUUUCAUUAUGUUGUUAACUGAACACUUAGUGCGCUGUGAAACUGGUGGGAUUGAUGUAUUUACACCUUGGUACAAAAGCUGUAUAGAGAGGUUGCAGCAAAUCUUCCUACAGCAUCACCAGAUAAUUCAGCAGUACAUGGUAACCCUGGAGAACCUCCUGUUUACAGCUGAACUGGACCAUCACAUACUGGCUGUAUUUCAGCAAUUUUGUGCUCUGAAGGCCUGAGGAUUUUCAUGUGUUGUUUUAUCUGCAAGACUUAAAACCAUUUUUCUUUAAUGAGAGAAGCUCACCAUGGGGAAAGAGGAAACUCUUUAAUUCAGAACAGCUUUCAUGUGUUCCUAUAUAAAGCAAUACAGUACUCUAAUAAUAGGAACUGGAUUAGCAUCAUAAGUCUUAUUAGCUAUGACUGAUAGAGGAUUGGUGUGGAAUAAUGUAUGUACUCUCUUAAUUUGUCCUUUAAUUCGGUUUGAAACUUUACUUCAUUACAGUAUUUUUGCUUCUUCCCUCUGUCAUUUAUAUGACAAUAACAAAUAGGUCAAAAAAUUACAGAAUUGGUUACCUCUGACUGUUUGUUAAUUUACAUUGCAGAUAUGUGAAACAGGAUUUGUGGAUGUGGCAAAAAUGCACCUCUUCAGUGAGCAGUUUGAUAAGAUCUUGGUAGUAUGGCAUAAGAAAAUGACUUCACUCUGGGCAUGUGAAACACUGAGCUUUCAAAAUAGUCUGGAGCAUGUGGGUUUGUCUAUCAAACUGACUAGAUUAUCACAGUUUGAAAGAACAUGGUUGACAAACAAUUGAAAUAUGUUUUUUUAAAUGUAUUGUCUGGUGUAUUAUUACAGUAGCUGCAAACAGCCAGUAAAGAAAUUUCAUGAACAAUUUUUGAAGAUACUGAUUCUUUUCCUAGUGUGUCUGAGAAAACAUGAAUAGCCCCAGCACUGGUCCCAGCUGGUAAAUAAUUGAGACCAAUCAGAGGCAAUCUGUCCUGAAUGGGGCAGUUUCCACUUCAGUAUUGCAAAGUACAUAAACUUUGAACACUGUGCACACACAUUACGGAGGUUGUUCAUCCUGUUCUUUUGUUUUAGCUUGUAACUCCUCAGGCAGCUGAGCUUGCACUGAAUUGGACCUAUGGCUCAGUAAUGAUGCUAAAACCUUUUUUGAUGUUGACUGUGGAUAAACCAAGUGCCCAUCUCCUGUGAUUCAGUAACAACUGCUCCACGUCAGUUGAAUCUGCUUGCUUUUUAAUCUCUAAAAUGUGAAGGCAGUGUCUGGCUCACACACUUUCAAAUAGCAUUUUAGAGCUGAAUUAGGUGGGACUUUGCAAGAAACUUAAAUUGGGGACAUGUACAACCUGGAAAUGUAGUAGCUUUGUUUGAUAAGUUUGAGUUAUGCAAAUAACAUUACUUACAUAAGCACUAAGGUGGUUGGUAUCAGGGCAAGCAAUAAGAAAGGCAGGGUGGAGGUGUUAUCUUAGGCGCGCAGUUCUCUGCAGUAAUUCUGGUGUAUUUACAAGCUGUUUACAGUCUCUGUCAGAUAAGUGUUCAUACUCAGUACUAUUCAAUACUCAAACUAGAAAAUGGUGAGCUUUGAAGGUUUUUGUUCUAUAGUGGUUGGGUUUUUUUCCCCCCAAAUAAGUACUAAGUAACGCAUAAUCACUUUCAUUCCUGUGUUAAUCAAUUGGCCUGAUAUUCAAGUGCAGAAGGCAAAAAUUAAUUGCUUGAGCAUAGAUAUAAAGCUUUUGUGUGGUCUGCAGUGAUUGGGCACAUCUUCAGAAUCUUGACUCUGCUACUUUGUUCUGUAUGAUUUGACUAAUUCCUCCACUCUUCUAUAGUCAACCUUAACGUGUUUGUAAAUGUGUUUUAUACAAGGUGUUUGUCAGUCAUGCACAGACACUUGCUUCAGUCAAUAUCAUGGAUGCCCUCACUCUGACUGAGUGAACAGUACUUUGGUUCAGGCAUCACCGACAAGUAGGCCUGACUGAAAUCAGCCCUGCUGUGCAAACCUUGAAAACUGUGCUAGGCCAUAUCUUCUCAGGAACUAAGGAAUCUAGGCCACAUCUUAUCAGGAGCUAACAAUACCAGCUUGAGCUGGGACUAGACAAAACUACAAUUGCUACAGCUGCACUCCUGCACAUACACCAAAGGAGGGGUUUGACUACAAGUCAAUCACUUCACGCUAUAAAUAUCUGUAGUCCCCUCAAGCCCACUGAGCAAUCCUGUACAGCAGCAGGCUGCACGGCGAUGAUCUCCCCCUUGAGCAGGGACACCUCUCAAGGUUACUCCUUGAAGUUGAGACACCUUACCGGGCAUCUGAUAUCUACAAUGAGGUAAAUGACAUUUUACAUUAGGCCUAAAGGUAUAUUGUAUGCUAGGGACAUUUAUAUAUCCAGCUAUAGCUUAAUUAUUAGAAGUGUAGUAAGUAGUAGAGUGAUGGCUAUCUAAUCACCAUCUAAAUUAUUUUUUAAAUCAUUUAAAUCAUUGUCAAAUCAUUGCCAAUCAGUGUUUUAAUUACCAUUCAAUUCUUGCUUAAUCACAAUUUGAUUAAUAUUUAAUUGUCAUUCAAUCAUCAAGUAAUUAUCAUUUGAUCAUCAUUUAGGCAUUAAUAAAAACCUGUUCGUUAACCCCACAACAAUGACUUCUCUUAAUAAUUAAUCUGUGACAGUCAAAUACCCUAUUUUUCUUUAGAAGCAUUUAAUACAGUACAGAGGUGUGAAUUGGGAUCAUAGCCUUUGAUUUCCAGUGGGACUGACCAAUAAGGGGUUCUCUCACUUUCAUUAAUGGAGGGGAUGUCAUUGAAUUUAAAGUUGAUUUCUCUAAAACUGAGAAUGCAGUGCAACUUACAGAUGUGUAACUUCUCCUCCAAGCCUUUCAUCAAGUAGACAAAUGCUCCUGCUGGGAAUAUAGCAGCAAAUAACUGAGCACGGACAGUGUAAUUCUAAACACAUAAUUUAAACCCAAAUUACAGUGCCUUUAAAAAUAAUCAUAAUAAAGAUCUGUCAUAAUGGCUGUUGAACCCUCUCUUGCAGAGUGUUUUUAUCGGUGUUUUGCUGGUGUUGGUCUUGGUUGUAAGCACUGAAAGUACAUGAGGAUGUGCUUGACCAUGUUCGUGUUAGUGGCUAUAUGACAAGUUAUCUGUGUGUCUGUGUCUUGACAGUAUUGCUGUCCUGCAAGGGAGAAGCAUUUUCCUUUCCCAGCUGAAGUCCUCUUCAGAGUUGAGGUCCUCCGAACCAAAGUAGAAAAAGGAGUUCUGGCUUUAUCAACUACUUGCCUUCUGCUGGUCCAUGACAAACCACUCAUUCAAUUGGUAACUACAUGUCGUGGUUCAGCCCCAGUCAGCAACUAAACACCACGCAGCCGCUCGCUCACUCCCCCCACCCCUGUGGGAUGGGGGAGAGAAUCAGAAGAGCAAAAGCUAAAGGAAAAAAACUUGUGGGUUGAGCUAAGAACAGUUUAAUAAUUAGAAUAAGAUAAGUAUAAUGAGUACUAUUAUAGUAAUAGCAAUAAUGAUAAUAUAAUUAAAAGGAAAAGGGAAAAAGGGGAAAAACCAAGAAACAAACGAUACAACCGCUCACCACCCGCCGACCGACGCUGCCGGUCCCCGAGCCGCGAUUGCUGCCUCCCUCCCCCAGCCAGCCCCUCCCAGUUAACAUACUGGGCAUGACGUUACAUGAUAGGGAAUAUCCCUUUGGCCAGUUUGAAUCCGCUCUCUUAGCUGUGCCCCCUCCCCUCCCGGCUUCUUGGGCACCUGGCAGAGCAUGGGGAAGCUAGAAAGGUCCUUGACUAGUACAAGAACUACCCAGCAACAAGCAAAACAUCUGUGUGUUAUCAACAUUAUUUUCAUACUAAGUCCAAAGCACACCACUAUGCCAGCUACAGCGAAGAAAAUUAACUCUAUCCCAGCUGAAACCAUGAUACUACACAACAGCUUGAAAACUAGUCGCAACACAAUUUCAUUUUGCUUUCAUUUAAAAUCUCCUUUAAAAGAUAUAUAGUGAAUAUAAAAUCAGGGUAACACUGUAUCUUGUUAAUUUAUGGUCAUGUACAGUACAUCUUUGUAUGUGUAUCUAUUCUUCUCUGAGUUUUGAUUUGUCUUGCAGAAUCUAACUUUUCCUUGUUCGCAUUAUCUUAAUGGACAGAACUACACAAAUAUGAGAUCUCAUGUGUGUUGCAGGCCAAAAAAGAGUUUUGAGUUAGGGAAUUUUGAUGAAGUUAUUGCCAAUGCCAAUUAACAAACAGUUGAUUACUGAUUCUGGUAUUGGGAAAUAAAACUGAACAAAUACAUAAACACUUAGAGAAAACACAACUCAGUUCCUCUCCAGACACCUCCCCUCCCCUCUUCCUGGUCUCCGUUCGCCUUGUUGACACAUUACACUCGGUCCCUUCAGUGAAGUGACAGACAGCACAGGAGCUUGGGGUCAGUGCAUUGUGGUUCUUUUUUUGCCAUUCCUUCUUUCUUUCUCAAUUGCUCCAGCGUGUGAAGGGGGAAAUUAAAAUUGUAACUGCUCAGCAAUGGUAAUUUGAGACUGAGGAAUGAUCUGGCCUGGUAGGCAAGAAGGCCUAACUGCAGAACCAGGUUAAGCAAUAGAAGCAGGAAUGCUGGAGGUGGAACAACUCCAUAUAAAGUUCCCUUGCUGAUAAGAUAAGAAAUGCCUCAGUAUUGACUUGUAACAAUGAUUGCUGCAUCUGGCUUGUAGGCCCACAGCCCAGGAAGUUCUCUAGGUCUCUGUCAGAAUGGUAAGCACUCGCUGCAGAGCUAAUACCAGUGUUCCCAUGGCAAAUGCCCCAGAGAGGUCUGAUGCAUCCACCCAGGUGGAAAUGGUAAGGAAGGAGGCUUCAGUACAGGUGGUAGGUUGCAAUGAGUGCCCCGACCCCUCACCUGGUGAGAAGGUAAGUACCUGCACAAGAUGUGCACAGGUUGAUGAUCUGCUGCGCCAGGUGGCUGAGUUGCAGGAGACAGAAGGCUGAGUAAUAUCAGUAGAACUGAGGCAGAGAUAGGCGGUCUUAGAACCCCGCUCCUGCAGCAGACACCACUGAGAAGGAGGAGGCACCUUGGACCCUGGUGACCUGCAAAAGCAGGCCUCUGCCUCAGCCCCCACCUCCCAGUAUCACCAGCAACAACAGAUCUGUAGCUUUAGCAGCUGCAGACACCCACAAGCAAGGUCUACAAGGUGCAACUGUACCAGCAGCACAGAGUAGAUACCGUAAAAAGAAGACACGAGUACUUGUAGUGGGUGACUGUUAAAAGGCACUGAGGCACCCAUCUGCCAACCUGACAGGGAGUCACGAGAGGUUUGCUGUCUUCCGGGAGCUAAGAUCCGAGACAUCACUGAGAGGGUGCCACAACUUGUCAGAAGCACUGAUUACUAUCCUCUGUUACUCUUCCACGUGGGCACAAAUGACGCUGCAAGCCAGAGCCUGGGCAGAACUAAGGAAGACUAUAAAGUCCUGGGAAAGCAAGUGAAAAAUAUUGGUGCCCAAGUUAUCUUCUGUCCUGGUUUCAGCUGGGAUAGGGUUAAUUUUCUUCAUAGUAGUUAAUAGGGGGCUAUGUUUUGGAUUUUUUCUGGAAACAGUGGUGAUAAUGCAGAGAUGUUUUAGUUGUCGCUAAGUCGUGCUUACACUAGUCAAGGACGUUUUCAGCUCCCCAUGCUCUGCUGUGUGCACAAGAAACUGGGAGGGGGCACAGCCGGGGCAGCUGACCCCAACUGACCAAAGGGAUAUUCCAUACCAUAUGACAUCAUGCUCAGUAUAUAAAGCUGGGGGAAGAAGAAGGAAGGGGGGACAUUCAGAGUGAUGGUGUUUGUCUUCCUAAGUAACCAUUACACAUGAUGGAGCCCUGCUUUCCUGGAGAUGGAUGAACGCCUGCCUGCCCAUGGGAAAUGGUGAAUGAAUUCCUUGUUUUGCUUUGCUUCUGCACAUGGCUUUUGCUUUGCCUAUUAAACUGUCUUUAUCUCAAACCAUGACUUUCCUGACUUUUACUCUAACGAUUCUCUCCCCCAUCCCACCAGGGGGGGAGCGAGCGAGCGGCUGUGUGGUGCUUGGUUGCUGACUGGGGCUAAACCAUGACAGUCCUUUUUGGCACCCAACGUGGGGCACAAAAGGUUUGAGAUAACAACAGAUUUGAUUGGAAUGCCCUAGAUUGAAUUUAUAGCGGUUAUUGCUGUUUAGCUAUUAAUUGGCAGGCUUCUGUGCUUGCUAUGGGGCUUGCUUGCCUUAUUAUAUAUACAUACACUGUAUGCCUUAAAGUCUAGUGCUUGUUACUGGCUGCUUUUUGCUUUCUCUGCUUGCUGUACUGCUUAUCAACUUACUCUGCUGUGCCUGGGAACUUUCUGAUAACAGCAAUGGCCAGGCGCCUGGGCUGGCAGAUGGCCAGGGCAUCGCUGCUGUUUCUGUGCUGCUGUACUGGACAGGCUGGAACACCAGUGUGAACUCGAGUCAAAGGGACUGUGACCUGUGGAUGAAACAACAUGGGAGCAGGACACCCUGAAGCAUCUUUGGCCAUGGCUAAGCCCAUGCCAGAGCAGCAGGAACCACUUGAACCACUGGAGGACAAGCCUUUCAAGAAGCAGUGCAAGUGCAGCAGUGACCUGACCUGAGCUGGCUUUGGUGCCCAGUAACUCCACGCAACACACCAUCUCUCCUGUCCUGAGUGACCACCAGAACAGAUGGAGCCCAAAGUCAUGGACUAAAUGAACUCAAUGGACAUUUUGUGGGCAUUUGUGGACCCUCUACAGAUAUUUUACAGGGGUGGUCCAUAGACUAAGGGAGUGAUAAAUGAUAUCUGUGUAUUUUAUCAAAGGAUGGGAAGGGAGGGUGGAGGUUAAUGAGGUUGUACUGGAUAGUGUGGGACCUGAGCAUGACAUAAAUGGUAUGGAAUAAGAGGUGGAUACUGUCCUGUUUUCAGCUGGGAUAGAGUUCAUUUUCUUUGUAGUAGCUAGUAUGGGACUAUGUUUUGGAUUUUUUCUGGAAACAGCGGUGAUAAUGUGGAGAUGUUUUAGUUGUUGCUAAGUCGUGCUUACACUAGUCAAGGACGUUUUCAGCUCCCCGUGCUCUGCUGGGUGCACAAGAAGUUGGGAGGGGGCACAGCCGGGACAGCUGACCCCAACUGACCAAAGGGAUAUUCCAUACCAUAUGAUGUCAUGCUCAGUAUAUAAAGCUGGGGGAAGAAGAAGGAAGGGGGGACAUUCAGAGUGAUGGUGUUUGUCUUCCUAAGUAACCAUUACACAUGAUGGAGCCCUGCUUUCCUGGAGAUGGAUGAACGCCUGCCUGCCCAUGGGAAGUGGUGAAUGAAUUCCUUGUUUUGCUUUGCUUCUGCGCAUGGCUUUUGCUUUGCCUAUUAAACUGUCUUUAUCUCAAACCAUGA